This is a messenger RNA of Chlamydomonas reinhardtii, 3047 nucleotides long. RefSeq lists its product as uncharacterized. The record is from RefSeq and is a predicted model, not a curated record. Bases 240 to 2606 code for a protein of 788 amino acids. The transcript is spliced from 4 exons. NCBI's taxonomy places the organism in Eukaryota, Viridiplantae, Chlorophyta, Chlorophyceae, Chlamydomonadales, Chlamydomonadaceae.
CUAUACAUAUUCACAGCUUGUAGGUAGUUUUUUGCCACCUCGAAGGCUGACACAAUUCUUUAGCAAGUUCCUGAUUUUUUGCCCUUAUGGUACUGCUGUUUGAUAAGUGACUGUGUAAGGAGUAUGCUGGGCCGUGUUGUAUAACGUAAAAGACGAGAUUGAGAAUCAACAAUACUCGAGCAUGGCCAGGCUGGCUCCAACGCUAGUUUGAAUUGUGAUACCAAGUUCAGACAGCAACUAUGAGCGAUGACGCAGCCGUCGCCAGCGUGGCGUCCAGGGCGGAGGAGCUGGCAGAGGAGCUGUACCGCGAGGUGCUCACGCCCAACACCUCGCACCCCGCGGCGCCUCCCCCGCCCCCCCUAGGCGAUCUCUCUUUCCCCGUGGACCCCGGGGCGGACUGGACUCCCGCACACACGCCCCGUACCGGCAACUCGCCGGUUCCCGGGGGUCUGAGCUUCUCCCGCCCAGGCACGGCCACCAGCCCCUCCCACCGCUCCCGGCCUGCCUCCGCAUUGGGCGCUGGCGGUCGCGCCAGCGGCACCGCCUCCCCACGCCGCACGGGCACGCACCAGCCAGGCUCGCCCCUGCCUUCCCAGCGCCACAGCUCAGUGACUAACAGCCAGCUCGUGAUCUCGGGCGGUCCCACCGCACCCUCGCCGGCCCCAGCAAUCCAGCCCGGGGGCGGCACCAGCAGCACAGCCCCCACCACCACAGCCCCCACCACCACAGCCCCGGCCGGCCCCACACAGCCGGCUCCAUUCGAGGCCGGCCGACCGCACCCCCACAAGUUCAUCAGCCCGCCGCGCGUGGUAGCCGUGGACUCGGGGCCCUACCCCUACCUGCCGGCCAGCAGCACCGCCGUCGCCGCCGGCGGCACCAGCGCAGGCGCCGCCGGCACCUCCUCCCCCGGCGUGCCGCCUCUCCAACUGGACCUGCCCUCCCACGUGCGCGGCUACACGCUGCAGUCCAUCUCGCCGCACGGCACCGGCAACUUCGCCACCGGCGGCGGCGCGGGCUGCUCGCCCUCCGGCCGCGCGCUGGGGCCGCUCGCCAUCCCCUCCGAGCGCAACACGUUGCCGCCGCCGCAGGCGGCGGCGGCGGCGGCGGCGGCGACCGCGGGCUACGGUAGCAGCGGCGGGGGAGGCGGUGGCGCGCCGCCGGGGCAGUACUACUACCGAGGCGGCGGCGGCGGCGGUCAGCGCGGGCCGGACCGUGUGGACGCCUAUCUGGCCAGGUUCCAGAUGCACACAGCCAUCCGGGCCGGCUUCCGCACGCGCGGCGACGACGUGCAGCGCAGUGUGGAGGACCUGGAGGCGCGGCUGCAGGGCAUGCGUCAAGACCCCCAGGCGUCAGGCGGCGAGGGCGCAGCCGCCGGGUCUGCACGGGAGGGGCAGUCGCCCCAAGCCGGCGCCUCCCGCCCCCACACGGCCGGCGGGAACGCCACCACCAGCCACCCAGGGCCCCAGUCGCCGCCGGCGCUUCCGGACCCUCCCGGUGGGCGCAACCGCUUCGCGCCGCCACCCGCCGGCAGCGCCUUCGGCAACAGCCGCCCUCCCUCCGCCUCACAACACCACGCCGCCGGCCCCGCCUCCCCGCACUCGCAGCGCCCGCCCUCCGCCUCCGCGCCCGGAUCGAACCGCGGGUCGCCCGCCCACGCAGACGCUGCGGCGCAUGCGUCGGGGGCCGGCGGGGCGGGACCAGCAGGCGGGCCGGGCGCGGGUGCGGCAGGCGCGGCGGGUCAGGGAGCCUACCUGGCCCUGCCUGACGGCAGCUUCGCCGGCAGCGCGCCCUUCAAGGCCGCGCCCAGCGCCGAGGGGCUGUGCUUUGAGCGCUACAACCGGCACCAGCGCACGACAGCCGACCUGCCCGAGGUGCAGCUGCGCUACCUGCGGCCGCCCGGAGCCACGGCGCCGCAGCAGCCGCGACUGCUGGCCAAGGUGCCGCGGCAGGGCCAGCCGCCUCAGCGCUCGCUGCCCAACGGCAUCCCCGCCUCCCGCAUCGAGCGCCUGUCCGCACGCCGCCGCAGCCGCUCACCGCCCAAGCUGUAUCAGACGCAGCCGCCGCCAACCCGGCACGACACGGUAACGCUGACGGGGGCCCCCGCCGGCACCACCGGCGCCGGCGCCCUGGCUGGCCUCAGCACGGAUGAUUUCUUCCGCUCCGCGACGUCCCUCGGCAGCCCCAAGGGGCGAAGCGCGGCGGCCGCCGCCGCGGCGGCGGAUGGCGGCGGCGGCGGCAGCGGCGCGCUGGCGCAGUACCUGGCGAUUAACACGGCGCCCGCGACUGGCGAGCCGUUGCUGGAUGAGAACUUCUACGCCGUGCUGCAGCAGCACUUCAAGAGCUCGGUGCUGCAGCAGACCCAGCAACUUCGCGCGCAUCUCAAUGUGAGCCUGCCGGUGGUGCUAGGAGCCAUGAACUGUGUGAAUGUGACGGAGGCGCCAGGCGAGGCGCCGCCGGGCACAGGCACGGGCACGUUCACGGCGGCCACGCUGGCGCGGCUGCAGGCGCAGCAGCAGGCGGCCCAGGUGAUGAGUGGGAGCGGCCGGAUGCUGAGCGGCGGUGGCGGAGGCGGAGGCGGCAGCGGGGAAAGCGGGCGGCGGGCGUGAGGCGUUGCGUCAUGCCAUGGCGUGUGUGUGGGGGGUGGGGUGGGGUGGGGUGGGGGGUAUAUGCCGGAGCCCACCGGAAUUGAUCGCGGUACUCAAAGAAUCGUGGCCUAACCCAGAAUGCAGUGCACGCUCCACGUAUAACCGGGGGGGGCUUGUUGGGGAAUGUGGGGCGUGGGUUGGACGUGGAUGGCAGGAUUGUUUUCGUGUGCGGCGGUGUGUUGGGCUCGUGCGCAAGGCUUGCGGGGCGGCCGGACGUUGUCAUGUUGCUGUAUAGGGCACGAGUGUUGCUUGCCGGAAUGUUUGUGGAAUGUGGCAGGAUGGAGGGGCGGGUAAUGGACAUCGCCGCAUUAGCUAGGGAGUUGCAAUGGUUGGUUCACAGAGCGCUGACUCCCGCUUGGCGUGGCACGUUGCCUGUGCAAGAACUCGACAACUCAGCUGCAA